AUGGAAGGCUUAAUCACCGACCUAUAUCCUCUUCUGCCUCCCUACACCCGUUCCGAAACCUUGCCGCCUGCCUACACGUUACCUACCCCGACUACCAGUACUUCGAACACCGAUCCCGAUGGUGCGGCGUCUAAUACCACCGCAUCUGGGACCGAACGAGCUAUUUAUCUACCCUACACCAAACCCAUCUUUCUCGACACCUUCCUCACUCUCGAACUACUCACCCGCCUCAUCCGCUGCAUCAAGGCAGCGCUAAGAAUUAGUAGGUCCAAUGGUGAUGGUCACGAGUGGUGGGAGAAAAUGUAUGAAGUGUCGAUGGUGCUUGCGGGGCACCCGCACUAUGUGACUAUCACAAAGGAGACAAACAUAGAGGCGAAAAGGUUGGUGAACCUGACAAGGAAUUGUUCCCACUGCAUCCGCGAGUACGCGAUGCGGGACGAGGUAUUCGUGCGGACGCAGCAGGCGUGGGGUGGGGGUAAAGAAAUGCAAAAUCGUGUAAGAAGGAGGCUGGAGGCCAUUGACACGAGAUUGCUUGGGAAGGAAUAUUUGGGCAAGCUUUGUUCCCCAGAGGAGGCACAAUCAUUGAUUCGGCGCACCGACUUCGAAUGGAUCAAGAACAAUGAUCGGUAUCUACAUGACCUCAUCCGGAUCAUUUCAAUGUUGAAUCAUCCUGCGCCACCGGCUAUGGUCAACAGGCUCAAGGAAUCCUUCGAUGCAGAGACAGAAGAUGUCUUCAUUGAGGCCAUGCGCAAGCCAGCUUUUGCUGAAAUCCGCGAAAGGGUGAUGCAGAGUCUCCUCUAUUCCAAUCGGAACUCACGCUUUGAGGCCGUUUCCGAGCCCUGCACUGGUACUUGCCAGUGGAUUCUCAAUGCGCCUAUCGCCGAUGCCAAAGAGACCUUUGGUACUUGGCUCAAGGCUCCUGAUCUCAUGUACCUUGACAGGCGGUUUUGGAUCUCCGGAGAUCCAGGAACCGGAGAGAGCGUGUUGAUGAAGUACCUCGUGAUGGAGACACAAAGAAAUCCGGCAAUACUCAAAAGGCCAGAGGACGAAGAAACUCCGAUCGUGUUGUCACACUUUUUCGACCACGACGGAGAUCUUAUGCAUCGAACUACCCAAGGCAUGCUUCUCAACCUGCUUUUCCAGCUCUUCGAACAAAAUCCGGUCCUGAUUGACACGCAUUUCCACCACUUGGUGUCCGAUACUAGGGAGUGGCACCGAGCGCAGUACAAGACAAGUGCCAAAUGGGAAGGCCACGAGCUUUGGGACCUCCUAUGGACAGUUCUAAGGGACGUCAAGGAGAGGAGGAAGAAGAUCUUCAUCUUCAUCGAUGGACCAAGUGGCUUUGACUUGAAACCUCCCAGUCCUGCUUAUCCCAAGCACGAAGACAUCCCACGCGAUAUCACCGACUGUUGUCUUCCCGACAUGCAACCUUGGUUGAAACCCGAGCCCACGCAGCUCAUCCAUUCUCUCAACUACUACACUGACGCCAAGAUGAUCGUAACUGCCAGGCCCGAAGGCAUCUUUCACCAGACGCACUGGAAGUUACAACUACACCUCGAACCAUCCCUCCUGCGUCACGACAUCAAGACUGUCUGCCACCACACUCUUGACCAUCUUUGGUUCAACCAGCGGUACUCUUUCACUCGGAAAGUUCUUAGCGCAUGCAAUGGCUCCUUCACCGAAGUGCUAGACGCUCUAGAUCGCAUUAAGCGCCAAACCUCCUCGUCCUCCUCCUCCUCCGACCUGCCACCACCCCUCCCCCUCUCCGAACUCCUCUACUCCUCCCUCCUCACCCAGUUCCACAGUUCCCACACCAAAUUAGAAAUCCACUCCCUCUCCAGAAUCCUGGACCUCCUCCUCACCGACCACUUGUACUCCCUCUACACCCUCCGCUCCAACCGCCCUCUUUCUCUCCUACAGCUAACUCUCUGUCUCCACGACCACUUAAUCCACAACUGUCUCCUCAAAGGAUCCUUCCAAGAACCUCCCGACAUCCGCUCCACAUGCAAGUCUGUCAAAAAGCAGAUCCAAGAACGGCUGUACCCCUUCAUCACCCUGCGUAAGAUGGACCACACCCCUAUCCCUGGCGACAAAGUGGACAAGAUACUAGAGAUGGACUGCACGGUACCAGUCCCGGAAUCAACAAUGGAAGUGUGUUUCCUCCAACCGAGCUUGGUUGAGUUCUUGACGAAGACGGAACAAGGCAGGGAGUUGUUGCGGCUUGAUGAGGUAGAUCCGCCGCGGUUGGCUGAUGUGGAAGCUAGAAGGGAGUGGGUGCGUUCGGCCUUAAUUGGGGGGUCACAAGGGGGGAUGGAUGGAGAAGGGAGGAAGGGGGAGUUGGUGAGGGAUCGGUUGAAGUUGCUGUUGAGAGCGGGGAUGUUUGAGGAGAUUGUGUUGUGGCGAGCCUUGCAUAUGAAGAAGGAUCAUGUGGAAAGGAUGGCGAGCGAGUUGGGGAGGGUGUAUAGGGAGUAUGUGCGAUUUGCGGAGCGGUCAACGGUGUUGGGGUAUUUGAGAGAGGAGGAGGUCUUUCCAGAGAGGUGGGUGGUGAAGUUUGCGAAUGGGAAUUAG
Neurospora tetrasperma FGSC 2508 is the source of this 2568-nucleotide messenger RNA. RefSeq lists its product as uncharacterized. Lineage: Eukaryota; Fungi; Ascomycota; Sordariomycetes; Sordariales; Sordariaceae. Bases 1 to 2568 code for a protein of 855 amino acids. The transcript is spliced from 3 exons. The record is from RefSeq and is a predicted model, not a curated record.